Messenger RNA from Toxotes jaculatrix (banded archerfish), 3210 nucleotides. Its product is annotated as ATP-dependent zinc metalloprotease YME1L1-like. Gene Ontology annotation, cellular component: mitochondrial inner membrane. The transcript is spliced from 18 exons. The coding region runs from base 197 to 2365 and encodes 722 amino acids. Gene Ontology annotation, biological process: protein quality control for misfolded or incompletely synthesized proteins; mitochondrion organization. Lineage: Eukaryota; Metazoa; Chordata; Actinopteri; Toxotidae. The record is from RefSeq and is a predicted model, not a curated record. Gene Ontology annotation, molecular function: ATP binding; ATP-dependent peptidase activity; metalloendopeptidase activity.
GACGUCAUUUUGUAGUCCAUUUGACCUCAGACGCCGGAGGAUCCAUUUGCUGUUAAGCUAAGCUGCUGAAAGUUGUGUAACAAGGAAAAUAAAAGGGCACAGCUCCCGGGAGGACUCGUUCACUUGUGUUUAUAGAGGGUCUGUCCUCAUACGUCUGCCCUCCAAAUCUUUAUUUUGAACCAUCAUUCGGGAAAAAAUGUUUUCACUGUCGACGUCGUUUCAGCCACAGCAGAUGAUAGUGCCCCUCAGCCAGCUCAUCAAUGCCCUCCACUCUCUGAAGAACUCAGCCACAGCUUCAGUCCAGACCCUGCACAAAGACUUCACUCCAGAGCACAAUUCAUUUCUCAGAGAGCCCACUGUGAGUCUGAGGGAUCUUGGCCUGUCAGAGAUCAGGGUGAGUCAGCUGGAUGAGUUGGUCAGCAGGUUACUGCCUAUACCGGUACCCGAAGAACCUCCUGCUGUUCCUUCCCAAUGGAGGACGAGUCACAUUUCUGGAGACAGCUUCUUUCACAACAAGCAUGGGUUUUCUCAAAGAAGGCUGGGGCUUUAUGGCUCCACAAUAUUCCACAGACAAUACCACAGUCCUUUAAAAGAAGUGUGUUCACAACUACAGUUUUUGCCUGUAUGGGUCCAGAGUCGCGGUUUCAAGACUCUUAGAUCAAGGACCAGACGAACGGAGUCUGGUUAUGAUGGUCCAGUGGAGUCUGAGGCCUACACACCCGCCUUUAUGAAGGGGUUGCUUCUGAGGGACAAGGGACCAGAGGUGCAGUCACUGGACCAAGUAACGAAACAAAGAAACCUUCCAGAAAACCAGCAGGAGGCUUUCAAGACGGGUUUCACUGAGGGGUUCAUGAGGUCCCAGGCCUUUACUCAGAGAACACAAGACUCGCUGAGGAGAACCAGGUUGAUCCUUUUGGUCCUCCUACUUGUCGGUAUUUAUGGCCUGUCCAGAACCCCGUUUCUCUCCGGUAAAGGCUCCUUUUCUGAUGCUGUGAGGUUCCGCACCACGUCUGGUCUUGAUUCAGCAGUGGACCCCGUCCAGAUGAAGAAUGUGACAUUUGAACAUGUUAAAGGAGUGGAGGAGGCAAAGAAUGAAUUGCAAGAUGUUGUGGAGUUUCUCAAGAACCCACAGAAGUUUACUGUUCUGGGUGGAAAGCUGCCUAAAGGGAUCCUCCUUGUUGGUCCACCAGGAACAGGAAAGACACUGUUAGCACGAGCCGUGGCUGGGGAGGCUGAUGUGCCUUUCUACUACGCCUCCGGAUCAGAGUUUGAUGAGAUGUUUGUUGGCGUUGGUGCAGGCCGCAUCAGGAACCUUUUCAAGGAGGCUAAAGCUAGUGCUCCGUGUGUCAUCUUCAUUGAUGAGUUGGACAGUGUUGGUGGGAAGAGGAUUGAGUCUCCUAUGCAUCCUUACUCCAGACAGACCAUUAACCAGCUGCUAGCUGAAAUGGAUGGGUUUAAGCCAAAUGAAGGAGUUAUUGUUAUAGGUGCUACAAACUUUGCUGAGGCUCUGGAUAGCGCUUUGGUAAGGCCAGGGAGGUUUGACAUGCAGGUGACAGUACCUCGGCCAGAUGUGAAAGGACGCACUGAAAUUCUCAACUGGUACCUCUCCAAGAUCAAAGUGGGCCCUGCCGUGGAUGCGGAGAUUAUUGCCCGGGGCACAGUGGGAUUCUCUGGUGCGGAGCUCGAGAACCUGGUCAACCAGGCAGCCCUGAAGGCAGCCGUGGAUGGGAAAGAGAUGGUCACAAUGAAGGAGCUGGAGUUUGCUAAGGACAAGAUUCUCAUGGGCCCUGAGAGGAGGAGUGUCGAAAUUGACAAAAAGAACAAGACCAUCACCGCCUACCAUGAGUCCGGCCAUGCCAUCGUUGCCUAUUACACCAAAGAUGCAAUGCCCAUCAAUAAGGCCACUAUCAUGCCUAGAGGACCAACUCUGGGCCAUGUUUCCAUGCUCCCUGAGAAUGACCGCUGGAGUGAAACAAGAGCCCAGCUGCUGGCUCAGAUGGAUGUCAGUAUGGGCGGUCGAGUAGCGGAGGAGCUCAUCUUUGGAGAUGACUACAUCACCACUGGAGCCUCCAGUGACUUUGAUGGUGCAACCAAAAUAGCAAAAAUGAUGGUGACCAGGUUCGGCAUGAGUGACAAGCUUGGUGUCAUGACCUAUGGUGACGUAAGCAAACAGAGCCCCGAAACACAAGCUGCCAUCGAACAGGAAGUCAGGGCUUUACUGAAGGACUCAUACGAACGUGCGAAAAACAUUCUCAAGACUUACAGCAAGGAGCACAAGAAGCUAGCUGAUGCCCUGCUGACAUACGAAACUCUGGAUGCCAAAGAGAUCCAGAUGGUGCUGGAGGGCAAGUCAUUGGACCAUUAGAUACCUCAGUAGACAUUUUAGACUCUUGUAUCAUGUAAAUAUGAAUCUGUGCAAUCAAGCACAGGCCUUUUGGAGGCCUUGUAUUUCAUUUGUUUGUAUCCCUCUCAUUAUCAAUGUGAAGAUGACACUGAAAUUAUUGUCUCACCCCUUAUAUUAAUUCUUUUUAUUCAUUUUCUUUUGUUUUUGACAUUUCCUGUGGAGAAGACUUUCAGUUUCACUGGGAUUUUUUUAAAGCACUUCACAGUUCAAUUGAAUGAAAAUAAAAAAAUGUUCUCCACAGGUUUGUCAACUACAAACCACAAAGAUGUUUGAGGUUUCAUGAGGGCUUGUCCUUAACUGUCAAGGCAGAUCACUUCUGUAGUAGUUUUAUAAAGGCAGGGUCAUUAAUGGUAUCAAAGCAAAUUUCUAAUUCAAAUGAAGGGGGCGCAGAUGGUUAAUUAGGAUGAAAAACAUGAAUUUCAGUGUGUCUAUGUCUCAUUUUAAAUUUGUACAGACUGGUGAACACCAUAGGACCUUAAAGUACCUCAAUUUAGAAUGUACCAUUUGGCUGUAGCAAGGUACAGGUGAUAACUCAUUCAUUGUUGAUCUCUUCAUAUUAGAGUUUAAGCUCUGAAUGAUCUACUUCAGUUGCUGUCUGUGUUCUUAUUUAUUAAAGUGCCCAAAGGUGUGUCCUCUUUUUCUGAAAGUAGCAAUAGGCCCUCAUGUCCUAUUCUAAGCUCACCUGUACCUGAUAAAUGAGGGGGGAUAUGUAUAUACUGUGAGUGUGAAAGGAUUGGCUUUGUGCUUCUGUUUGUUCUGUUAGACAGAAGCCUUCUUGAAGCCCAAAUAAAAGUUACUCUUACUCA